UCCCGUAGUUGCAACUGCAGUACCGAACAGUGUCGUCCUGUGUGUUCUUUAACGGGAAUAAAGCUGAUAAAACGCUUAACAUGUUCAAACUGAUUCUAAUGGCUAUCUCGGUGGUAGCGGUCACAUGCGCACCGGUGCCGGAACCGGCACCAGCACCGGCACCAGGUCCUCUGCCGCCAUUGCUGGCCCCUUACCCGGUGAUCUACACUGCACCGUACGUGAAGGUGUACCCAUAUCAGCCGGUUCCCUUGGCGUAUAACCUUGGCUAUAACGGCUAUUAUAAUGGCUACUACAACAAGUUUCAUCCAGGCUCGGCGUACGCUUACUAACAUCGAUUCGUACUAUCCAGACUAUUCAGUGGAUCGCCAACACAAUCGUGGUUUCCUCGUAUAACGCGACUCACCGCAACGCGCCAAAUGAUUCUGAAUCGUGGAACGUUUCUAAAAUAAAAUAUUCUCUUGUCGCAAA
This is a messenger RNA of Trachymyrmex cornetzi, 468 nucleotides long. Its product is annotated as protein transport protein Sec16A. The transcript has 2 exons. The record is from RefSeq and is a predicted model, not a curated record. Bases 81 to 329 code for a protein of 82 amino acids. Lineage: Eukaryota; Metazoa; Arthropoda; Insecta; Hymenoptera; Formicidae.